AGAGACAGAGAGACUGGAGGAAUGGAGAGGCGGGAGCCCCAGCCGAAGGGGCGGACUCGGGGUGGCGUCUGGCUCUCCCUCCAUAAAGGGGCGCGCUCUCCUGCCGAGCCAUGGUCAGCGGCGCGAUGCCCGACGGCUGCCAGCAGACCCCGAUGGUGGCGGGCAGCGCCCUGCUGGCCCUCCUGGGGCCCCUGGCAUUGUACCAGGUGACGCCCCAGGCUUACGGCAAGCACUCCAGGAGCCCCGCGUCGGCCACCGCGCUCCUGCCCGCCCGCACCGCUUGGUUCCUGCAGGAGCUGCCAGCGUUCGUGGUACCCGCGGGGAUGCUGGCCAGGGAACCCCGAACCCUCUCCGGGCCGCCUGCCGGGCUGCUGCUGGGGCUCUUCUGCGCGCAUUACUUCCACAGGACAUUUAUUUAUUCUUUGUUCAGUAGAGGAAGACCUUGUCCAGUUUUCAUCGUUAUUGAGGGCUUUUUUUUCUGCAUGGGAAAUGGACUUCUUCAAGGCUACUAUCUAGCAUACUGUGCUGAUUAUCCAGCUGAGUGGUACAUGGACAUUCGCUUUAGCCUGGGCAUCUUCUUAUUUCUUUUGGGAAUGGGGAUCAAUAUUCAUAGUGACCAUCUACUGCGGCAGCUCAGGAAGCCUGGAGAAAUCAUCUAUAGGAUUCCACAAGGUGGCUUGUUUACAUAUGUUUCUGGCGCCAAUUUCUUUGGAGAGAUUGUGGAAUGGAUCGGCUUUGCCCUGGCCUCCUGGUCCCCUCCAGCAUUUGCCUUUGCAUUUUUCUCAUUUUGUUACCUUGGGACACGAGCUUUAAGCCACCACAGGUUCUACCUCAAGACAUUUGAGGAUUACCCCAAAUCUCGGAAAGCUCUCAUUCCAUUUAUCUUUUAAGGAAACCCAACAAAAGGAGGGAAGAGAGUUUGCACCAUCACCACGCUGCUGAAUGCAAAACUCCCAGAGCUUCCUUACACCCAUGUGGACACAAAGCAGAGGGCUUCUUGCAACUUUGACAGCUCAGGAUGCUGACUAGUUUCCCCUGUGUCUAAUGCUGCUGCUCACCAGGAACUUAGUGGCUCCCCUGGCUUUCACCUGAGCCUCUGCAAAGCUCUAUUUCUUCACACAGAGGUGUUUGUCCCUUAGUUCUUUCCUAGAAAGUGCAAAAACAUAUCCCUAUGCAUUUUAAUUAUUUUUCCCUUAGGGACUUUAACUCCUUGGUUUUUGAUCCUGCUUUCAAUAUUUGAUACC
Molecule: messenger RNA, 1244 nt
Organism: Suncus etruscus (white-toothed pygmy shrew)
Lineage: Eukaryota; Metazoa; Chordata; Mammalia; Eulipotyphla; Soricidae
Gene: SRD5A2
Product: steroid 5 alpha-reductase 2
Exons: 5
Coding region: 111-890 (259 amino acids)
Biological process (GO): steroid biosynthetic process
Cellular component (GO): membrane
Molecular function (GO): 3-oxo-5-alpha-steroid 4-dehydrogenase activity
Source: RefSeq, a predicted model, not a curated record